Fraxinus pennsylvanica is the source of this 1983-nucleotide messenger RNA. The record is from the annotation of a GenBank genome assembly. NCBI's taxonomy places the organism in Eukaryota, Viridiplantae, Streptophyta, Magnoliopsida, Lamiales, Oleaceae.
AUGGUGAUGAAAAUUAAUAACUUGACUGUUGAAACUGAAGAUGUGUUUGCAAGUUUGCUCGACUUUGCUGCUAACAAUGACGUCCAGGGCUUUAAAAGGUUGGUUGAUCGUGAACCGUCCAUUGUUGAUGAAGUUGGACUGUGGUAUGGACGUCAAAUGGGAUCAAGGCAAAUGGUUCUUCUGCCUAGAACUCCAUUGAUGAUGGCUGCCACUUAUGGUGGCAUUGAUGUUUUGAAACUGAUAAUUUCUUUGCCUGAAAUUGAUGUGAAUCGACCAUGUGGCAUUGAUAAGACAACUGCUCUUCACUGUGCGGCAUCCGGUGGAUCCAUGAAUGCCGUUGAUGCUGUGAAGCUACUAUUGGAAGCAGGAGCAGAUCCAAAUCAGGCAGAUGCCAAUGGCUGUUAUCCUCUGGAUGUUAUCACUGUCUCACGGAAGUUUUACGAUAUGAGAACUUCCCUCAAAGUUCUUCUUGCAACCGACAUUUCAGAUUCAAUACGUAUACCUUUCUCAUUGUCUCCCAGAAAUGGAUCCUCCUCAUCUCCUUUUGAGUCAGUACCUUCUCCUAUGGUGUCACCCGCACCUGAGAGGAGACAAUACCUGGUUGACCUAACUUUACCGGACAUCACGAACAGCAUCUAUUCUUCAGAUGAGUUCAGAAUGUAUACAUUUAAGGUUCGACCUUGCUCUCGGGCCUACUCACAUGACUGGACAGAGUGCCCAUUUGUUCACCCAGGUGAAAAUGCUCGAAGAAGGGAUCCAAGGAAGUACCACUACAGCUGUGUACCUUGUCCAGAUUUUCGAAAGGGGGCUUGCCGAAGAGGAGACAUGUGUCAAUAUGCUCAUGGAGUUUUUGAGAGUUGGCUCCACCCGGCUCAGUAUAGGACAAGACUUUGCAAAGACAGUACAGCUUGUGACAGAAGAGUCUGCUUCUUCGCCCACAAGCAAGAGGAACUCCGACCAUUGUACAUCUCGACUGGUUCUGCCAUCAACUCCCCUCGCUCAAGUGUGUCUACUGUCACUGCCAUGGAUUUUGCUGCAGCUAUGAAUCUUUUACCGGUUUCUCCUUCAUCAAUCCAGGUUAUGUCCCCAUCUCCAUUCACUCCACCCAUGUCUCCAUCUACAAAUGGCAUUUCGAUCAUGGGUUGGGCACAGAAAAAUGUUCCUACACCAAGUUUACCUGGAACCAACCUCCAGUCAAGCCGUUUACGUUCUUCGCUAAGUGCUAGAGAUAUCCCCACAGAAGACUUGCAUGAACUACCCCUUGUGAGUACCAACUCGCUGAACCAUUCUGCUCGUUCAAAAACCAUAGCACCUUCAAGUCUCGAGGAUAUUUUUCUUGCUGAGAGCUCUUCUCCUCAAUUUUCCAAUCAACCAUUGGCUUCGGCUGCUUUCUCCCCUACACACAAAUCAACGGUUCUUAAUCAAUUCCAGCAGCAGGCAAUAUUAUCUCCAAUCGAAACAGAGUUUUCUCCAAGAAAUGUUGACAACUCUUUAACCUCAUUUGGGACUCAAUCUUCUGGGAGGAUGUCACCCCGGAGCAUGGAGCCUAUCUCACCAAUGAGUCCUCGCAUGCCAAUUCUUGCUCAACAUGAGAUGCAGAAGACACAGUUUCGAAGCCUCAGUUCGCGUGCUCUAAGCACUAAUGCUAAAGAUGCUUUUGUCGCUUUGGAUAGUACAUGGCCAUACGCGAGAUUUGCUACAGGUAGUCCGUGCAAUCUCCAUGAGGAAUGUCGGCUAAAGAGAUCCUCAUCGUUUGAUCUUGUGAACAACGGAGAGGAGCCUGAUUUAUCAUGGGUUCAAUCACUUGUUAAGGAAUCUCCUCAGGAAAUGAAUGAAAAGUCUGCACCAACAGCUUGCUCCAAGGAUACUGGUACGUCUUCUGGUCCGAGUCCAAAUAUGAAUUCCCAGUUUGAACAAAUCGAUCAUUCUGCUUUGGGUGCAUGGAUGGAGCAAAUGCAUCUUGAUCAGCUGAUGGCUCAGUAA